CCUCCCUAGUCUCUCCUCUACUCUUGCAUUCUCCUUCAAAACCACCAUUCCCCAGCCCACACUACCGACACAGAGCUUCGUUCCCGAGUUCUAAACUCCCAAAAUGGUGUCUGUUGAUGCCAUCCGGAAGUCUCAGAGAGCUGAAGGCCCAGCCACCGUCAUGGCCAUCGGCACCGCCACUCCACCUAACUGCGUCGAUCAGAGCGAAUACCCCGAUUACUACUUCCGCAUCACCAAUAGUGAACAUAAGGCCGAACUUAAAGAGAAGUUCAAGCGCAUGUGUGAGAAAUCAAUGAUCAACAAACGUUACAUGUACUUGACUGAGGAGAUCUUGAAGGAGAACCCAAAUGUGUGUGCUUACAUGGCUCCUUCUUUGGAUGCUAGGCAAGACAUGGUAGUUGUUGAGGUGCCAAAGCUAGGGAAAGAAGCAGCGACUAAGGCCAUCAAGGAAUGGGGAAAGCCCAAGUCUAAAAUCACCCACCUAGUCUUUUGCACCACCAGUGGUGUAGACAUGCCUGGAUGUGAUUACCAGCUCACCAAGCUCCUUGGGCUUCGACCCUCUGUGAAGAGACUCAUGAUGUACCAACAAGGAUGCUUUGCAGGUGGCACGGUUCUUCGUCUAGCUAAGGACCUUGCAGAGAAUAACAAAGGUGCACGUGUCCUAGUAGUCUGUUCUGAAAUCACUGCUGUGACCUUCCGUGGCCCAAGUGAUACUCACCUUGAUAGUCUAGUGGGUCAAGCUCUUUUUGGAGAUGGAGCAGCUGCAGUCAUAGUUGGGGCUGACCCAGUGCCUGGGGUUGAGAAGCCCUUGUUUGAGUUAGUCUCAGCAGCCCAAACCAUCCUCCCUGAUAGCGAUGGUGCCAUCGAUGGACACUUGAGAGAGGUUGGGCUCACCUUCCACCUUCUCAAGGAUGUCCCUGGCCUAAUCUCUAAAAACAUUGAGAAGAGCCUUGUGGAGGCAUUUGAGCCUAUUGGUAUCUCUGACUGGAACUCAAUUUUCUGGAUUGCCCACCCGGGCGGACCGGCUAUUUUGGACCAGGUUGAGUCCAAGUUGGCCCUUAAACCUGAGAAGUUACAGGCCACAAGGCACAUCCUUAGUGAGUAUGGUAAUAUAUCUAGUGCAUGUGUGCUGUUCAUCUUGGAUGAGAUGAGGAAGACGUCAGCCAAGGAAGGGCUGAAGACUACCGGUGAGGGGCUUGAGUGGGGUGUUCUCUUUGGGUUUGGACCGGGACUCACUGUUGAAACUGUGGUUCUGCACAGUGUGGCAAAUUAAAGAGAAUAAAAAGGGAUUGAGGCUCCGUAUAUGUUUAAUGUCAUGGAAUUAUAAAUUUGUAAUAAUUAAAAUGGCUUUUCUUUUUACAAUUUUUAUUUUUCCUUUUUCAUUUGGGCCUUAAACCUUUUGUACUCAUUGUCAAAAUUUACUUUGGGCUUCACCAAAAAAAAAAAAAAAAACUCUGGGCAUUGGAUUCUUGUGAUCUGUCUAAUAAAUCAAUAAAUACAUACAUGGGGAGUUAAUUUCAAAAUCUUGUAAUGUUAUUCAAUUAGCAAUACUUUUAGAGGCUUA
This is a messenger RNA of Macadamia integrifolia, 1564 nucleotides long. RefSeq names its product chalcone synthase 2-like. The record is from RefSeq and is a predicted model, not a curated record. Gene Ontology annotation, biological process: polyketide biosynthetic process. The transcript is spliced from 2 exons. Gene Ontology annotation, molecular function: acyltransferase activity, transferring groups other than amino-acyl groups. The coding region runs from base 104 to 1273 and encodes 389 amino acids. Lineage: Eukaryota; Viridiplantae; Streptophyta; Magnoliopsida; Proteales; Proteaceae.